This is a messenger RNA of Oncorhynchus nerka (sockeye salmon), 1004 nucleotides long. Its product is annotated as cell surface glycoprotein 1-like. Lineage: Eukaryota; Metazoa; Chordata; Actinopteri; Salmoniformes; Salmonidae. The record is from RefSeq and is a predicted model, not a curated record. The transcript is spliced from 2 exons. The coding region runs from base 81 to 1004 and encodes 307 amino acids.
CACUCCUAGGAAAACAAGCCAGCCUUCUUGGGAACAGAACCCCAGAGCACAGCAGUACACCUUCUCUCAUCUCUCCCUCGAUGCCUAUCUCUGAUCUCAGGAUGUGGACUCUACUGCUUGGGGUUAUUUUCGGACUUCUGGCACCUGUUCAGUCCGACCCUGUUCCUGCCUCGACAGAACCUCCCGCUCUGGCUGCUGGGGAUUUUCUUGGGGAAACUUUCAAGAUCUUCAAGAAGCUUGUAGUGGGUCCCCCGGAUGCCACCAAUGGAACAUCCAGCAGUGACGAAACAGUGGACCUAGAUCAUUUGGUGACCCCUGACCCUGUGACAUCUGACCCGGAAGACCAGCUGCCCACCUUUGACCCAGAGGAGGGCAGCACAGAUGAAACAGAGGGCAGCACUACAGAGGACAGUAUGAAACACCCCACUUCAGGACAAGACGAUGAAGGGGAGCUGUUUGACGCCAACCUUAAACCUAGCUUUAACCUCCGCCCCAGUCCAACUCCUCGCCCCAGUCCAACUCCUCGCCCCAGUCAAAGCAACACAGAGGACAAUUAUGAAAAGUACGACUAUGAUUCCAGUCCAAGUGAUAGACCUGAUUCACCAGAGGAAGAUGAAAUGAUCCUGGAUACCGAAAGCCCCACAGCAGAGUUUGUCCCCACAGCAGAGUUUGUCCCCACAGCAGAGUUUGUCCCCACAGCAGAGUUUGUCCCCACAGCAGAGUUUGUCCCCACAGCAGAGGUUGUCCCCACAGUAGAGUUUGUCCCCACUGCAGAGUUUGUCCCCACAGCAGAGUUUGUCCCCACAGCAGAGUUUGUCCCCACAGCAGAGUUUGUCCCCACAGCAGAGUUUGUCCCCACUGCAGAGUUUGUCCCCACAGCAGAGUUUGUCCCCACUGCAGAGUUUGUCCAGAGUUUGUCCCCACAGCAGAGUUUGUCCCCCUGCAGCAGAGUUUGUCCCCACAGCAGAGUUUGUCCCCACUGCAGAGUUGAACCCCACCACUGA